AGUUAAUGGUAGUGGAAGUGGAAGUUCCUCUUGAGCUGUGCUAGGGCCAACCUUGUGCUCGGUCUCAUGCAUCUCACGGAUGAGUGUUGAGUCUUCAGAAGUGUGCCAGAGGUUGCUUGGAGAGUUACAGAAAGUUUCUUUACAACUGAAUCAUCAGAAAAUAUAAAAAAAGAGUCAUGCUGCUGGUCCUGGCCUCUCUGCUAACCCUCACCAGUGGCACUCUCUCUUUGGACAAACUCAACAUGUGCAUGGAUGGAAAGCACCAGAAAACAGCGCCAGGUCCUGAGGGACAGCUUUUCCUUCAGUGCACUCCCUGGCGUGACAAUGCAUGUUGCACUGCAAACACCACAGAGGAGGCCCAUGAAGACAACUCCUACCUGUACAACUUCAACUGGAACCACUGUGGUGCUAUGAGUCCUUCUUGCAAGAGACAUUUCAUCCAGGACACCUGCUUUUAUGAGUGUUCACCACAUUUGGGACCCUGGAUACAACCAGCUGACGAGAGUUGGAGAAAGGAGCGGGUCUUGAACGUGCCCAUUUGUAAGGACGAAUGUGAACAGUGGUGGGAAGAUUGCAAGGAUGAUUUCACCUGCAAGUCAAACUGGCACAAAGGAUGGGACUGGAGCUCAAAAGUCAACAAGUGCCCCGAAGGCAGUAAAUGCAGAAAGUGGACCGAAGUUUUCCCAACACCCAAAUCCAUGUGUGAAGAAAUCUGGUCAAACUCCUACCUUUAUACUACCCACCUCAAAGGCUCCGGUCGAUGCAUGCAGCUCUGGUUCUCAGGAAAGAACCCCAACAGGGAGGUUGCUGAGUACUACAACCAGGCUCAGCAGAGCCGAAGCUUUGCUGUGACAACCCUGCUCUUCCUGGCUGCCGUGGUUUUCUCUGCAACAAAAUACUAAAAUCAAAUCUGACAAUUGAAGUAAAGAGGUUUUAAAAUCC
Messenger RNA from Nothobranchius furzeri (turquoise killifish), 942 nucleotides. RefSeq names its product folate receptor (gene folr). Gene Ontology annotation, cellular component: external side of plasma membrane. Gene Ontology annotation, molecular function: signaling receptor activity. Lineage: Eukaryota; Metazoa; Chordata; Actinopteri; Cyprinodontiformes; Nothobranchiidae. The record is from RefSeq and is a predicted model, not a curated record.